UUCAGCAAACAAGUGCCUUCUGAAAGUAGCAACCUACGCAGCUCAGCUGGAGCAGUACCAAAAAGCUAUUGAGAUCUACGAACAGGUUGGAACCCAUGCAAUGGACAGUACGCUCCUGAAAUACAGUGCCAAGGAUCACUUUUUCAAAGCUGCGCUUUGUCACUUUUGCGUAGACCAUCUUAAUGCAAAACUUGCUGUGCAGAAGUAUGAAGAAAUGUUUCCCGCCUUUUCAGACUCGAGAGAGUGCAAGCUGUUGAAGAAACUUCUAGAUGCCUGGGAAGAGCAGAAUGUGGAUGCCUAUACUGAUGCAGUGAGUAAACAGUUGCUUUUUUAACAGAAUAGAGGACGU
Messenger RNA from Neolamprologus brichardi, 349 nucleotides. Lineage: Eukaryota; Metazoa; Chordata; Actinopteri; Cichliformes; Cichlidae. The record is from RefSeq and is a predicted model, not a curated record.